Messenger RNA from Amorphotheca resinae ATCC 22711, 1697 nucleotides. RefSeq lists its product as hypothetical. Gene Ontology annotation, biological process: phospholipid catabolic process. The record is from RefSeq and is a predicted model, not a curated record. Lineage: Eukaryota; Fungi; Ascomycota; Leotiomycetes; Helotiales; Amorphothecaceae. Gene Ontology annotation, molecular function: hydrolase activity, acting on ester bonds. Bases 302 to 1510 code for a protein of 402 amino acids. The transcript has 7 exons.
CGCAGCCAGCGCUGUUGUCCCGCUCUGGGGGCUUUGCUCUGCUUCCCGACCCGCCCUAUGUCGUCAACUCUUAUUCGUCCGAGACAGUGUCUCUCCCCUCUUUUGAAGAUUUGCUCCUUCACAGCCCAACUAUCAAUAUCGUUCUCUCUCUUUUCCCGCUGUUCUAGAACACGUCCCGCGGUUCAGGUACGCGGGUUGUGCGUAGCUACAAGUAUCUAGUCAAUCCCGCCUGUCUUGAACUUGUCUCUCCAGUCUGGCAAGUCUGGAUCCCUUUGACACGGUGCUUUAACAGGUCUUCAAGAUGUUCUUCUCUACUGCUGCUGUCGUUGCCACUUUGGCCUCCGUGGCCGUUGCGGCUCCAGCAUCCCCUACAGCCACUGACCCCGCUGACGUCUAUGCUGCUCAAGCAACCGCGCUCACCCAGAGCCCAACCAGCAAAGUCAAGGGCAAGGCCUUCGAUCGCUAUGUCUCAAUUUGGUUUGAGAAUACCGAUUAUGACAUGGCUGCGGCGGAUCCCAACUUCAAGUUCUUUGCUGAGAAGGGAAUUAUUCUGAGCAACAACAUUGCCGUGACUCACCCCAGUGAGCCAAACUACAUGGCCGCCGUUGGGGGUGACUACUUCGGUCUCGAUGGUGACCCAUUCACCCAAGUUCCUCAGAACGUUUCAUCCGUCGUUGACUUGCUCGAGGAUAAGGGCAUCUCUUGGGGUCUGUACCAGGAAGACAUGCCCUACACGGGCUACCAGGGGUUCGACUGGGUCAACCAAAAGACUGGACAAAAUGACUAUGUUCGCAAGCACAACCCUGAGAUUCUGUACAACUCCGUUGUCACCAGCCCGGAGCGUCUUGCCAACAUCAAGAACACCACUAUGUUCUUCGAGGACCUCAAGGCAAACAAGCUCCCUCAAUGGAUGUUCAUCACUCCCAACAUGACUUCUGAUGGUCACGACACCUCCGUCACCGUUGCCGGUGUCUGGUUGAAGCAGUUCCUUGCCCCCCUCUUGGACGACCCCAACUUCAUGGACAACACCCUCGUCCUCCUCACCUUCGACGAGAACGAGACCUACUCCAUCCAGAACCGCGUCUUCAGCGUUCUCCUUGGUGACGCUGUCCCCAAGGAGCUCGUCGGCACCACCGACGACAACUACUACAACCACUACUCCGAGAUCUCCACCGUCGAGGCCAACUGGGAUCUCCACACCCUCGGCCGCUGGGACGUCGGCGCCAACGUUUUCUCCUACGUCGCCGCCAAGACCGGCGACCGUCUCCGCAAAUGGUCCACCACGCCUCCCCUCAACGAGCGCUACUUCAACACCUCCUACCCCGGAAUCUUCAACUCCAAGAAGUGGGCCCCGCAGCCAGUCCCCGACUGCCACUCGCGCCGCAACGGCCGCACCACUCUCCCGGCCAUCAAGAAGACCUGGGAGCAGGAGCAGGACAAGAACUACUACCACGGCCAGCUUGAGAUCCCUGAUGGAGCUAACCCCCCUGUCUACCCUUACACUUACUAAGUGUGUGUGUAUAUACUUGCCCUGUGGAAGCGAUAUGCCGGUGCGCAUGAGGGAUGAGACUUGUUAUGAAAUGCAGAGUUUGAAAGAAAAGAAAGACAAGGUUAUUUUAAUUUCUAGUACAUAAUUAGAAAAUCUUCCUCUGCUAGACUGCUACCUUCCCACCUCAGACCGCAACUCGUAUCUACCU